CCGGGAGGCUGGUGGAGACUGACAGAAACGGGCAGCGAUACAGCAUCUGGGGAGUGCACCAGGCUGCAAACGGGGGGGAAGCGUUUUGCCAUCUCAGAUGUUGGGGAAGGCGGCCAGCUGCAAUCACACAAGCCAGGGCCAGAGGGCGGUGGAGCAGCUGCGGACAGAAGCCGGGCUGGAGAGAAUGAAGGUCUCCCAGGCAGCCAGUGAGCUGCUGCAGUACUGCCGGGCCCAUGCCCAGAGCGACCCGCUGCUGACCGGUGUCCCUGCCUCUGCCAACCCCUUCAGAAACAAGAAAACCUGCAGCAUCCUGUGAGGACCCUGGACCUCCAGCCCGAUGCGGACAACAGGCAGCGGCCUCUGAAGAGGGGAGCAGGCUCGGAGGGGGCAUGACGGGGUUCCUGCUGUGUCCCACCCUAUCACCCUGCUCCCCUCCCCACAUCCAGGUCAGCGCAGCCUCUGUGUGCAGAGAGCAGGAGACUUUCCGACCCCUGGGGCCCGAUCCCUCCUGGUGUAAAUCAGGCGAGAGGAGGAGCAGGGAGUUGGGGGGAAAGUGUGGCCCUGCUGCAGCCGAGGGAGCUUUACCAUCACUUUCAAGGCAGCCAGGCUCUCCCCCAGGUACAGCAAUCCCCUUGUCAGUUACAGCCUCUGCACACAGCAUGGGGAAGGGGAGCCAGGCCAGGCCUGAUUGCAGGGCAGGGCCGGCCAGCCUCAGGGACAAGCCGGCCCAGCAGCCCUGCUGCCCUUGGGGUCCCCAUUCACUCCAUCCCCCUGGGGCUGGGGUGCAGACUGGCCACUGGACAAGCUGCCCCCACUCUACUAAGCUGCCUCAUCCCUGGCUGGAGGAACCCGCGCUGGGGGUGAGCACAAGGGGGAGGAGCUAAGACCCAGUGGGUCAUUCCGUUCUCAGCCCCCCUCCCUGGGGAGAUGGAUGCCCAACUCCGCCACCGACUCCGUGUGUGACCCUGGGCAACUCACUUCCACUCCCCCGUGCCUCAGUUUCCUCAUCUUCCCAGGAGGGGGACUGGGAAGCACUAGGUUACUACGGUGAUAAGGGCCUGGUAGGCAGACAGCUACAGCCUGCCGUUGCAGGGAGCCCAGUCAGCGAUGGCAGCCGGUUCUGUUGGGUACUGGGCCCGGCCGUGCCAGCUCGUUGCACACAGGCAGUAAGGCCCCUAGAUCCCCCCGACCUGGACUGGAUCAGACCCAGGAACCUCAAAUUGCGUUUUGUCCAUUUUGACAGUGAGCUCUUCGAAGCCAGGACCGUCUCACUUUGUGUUUGUGCAACCUCUGGGGCCCUGAUCAUGGCUGAUGCUCCCAAAACACCCCUCCUAAUAAAGCAUCUGCAGCCCAGUUCCCCCCAGUGCCAAGUGCUUCACUUAGCUUGCAGAUCGAAGCUAGCCUGGGCCCUUUCGUCUCCUACUUGGCUGGUGCCGGGAGGAAGCCGCCGUGCCU
This is a messenger RNA of Chelonia mydas (Green sea turtle), 1455 nucleotides long. Its product is annotated as guanine nucleotide-binding protein G(I)/G(S)/G(O) subunit gamma-7-like. NCBI's taxonomy places the organism in Eukaryota, Metazoa, Chordata, Testudines, Cheloniidae. Gene Ontology annotation, cellular component: heterotrimeric G-protein complex. Bases 98 to 316 code for a protein of 72 amino acids. The record is from RefSeq and is a predicted model, not a curated record. Gene Ontology annotation, molecular function: G-protein beta-subunit binding. Gene Ontology annotation, biological process: G protein-coupled receptor signaling pathway. The transcript is spliced from 3 exons.